AUGGCGAGGGCAGAUCGUCCAAAUAAAAAUGAUCAGCUUAUGGAACUUGAUCGUGCGGGAAUAAAAGUUGAUUAUAGAACAAAAUCACCACGUUUCUCAUGUCAAGAUCCUGAAACACUCGCUGAUGGUUUACGUCAUCUUGAGCGACAUGGAUACACAAUUAUAUCAGAUGUAUUAGACGAAAUCGAAAUAAACACUGCAAAAAAUCUCAUUUGGCAACAUUUAGAAGGUCUCAAGUCACCAUAUAAGAUAAAACGUGGACAAAUUCAUACAUGGAAUAUAUGGCCAGGUAGACAUGAAGCUGGUAUUGUUGAAGAUUUUGGAUCUGGUAAUUCACAAGCUCAAUGGUUUAUCCGUUCUGUACCUGCAAUUAAAGAUAUUUUUGCUGAAAUCUGGCUUACUCGAAAUUUGUUAUGUUCAAUGGAUGGAAUUGGUCUUUUCAGACCUUGGCAUUUGAAUCCACAAAUUCAACAAAGAGAUAUUGAAAAUAAAACUAAUCCAUGGAAAACUAUUGGUGCUAAUUGGCAUGUCGAUCAAAGUCCAGUUACAAAACCAAAUCGAGUUUGUGUUCAAGGUAUUAUUAAUUUAUUACCAGCAGAUGAAACAACUGGUGGAUUAAUGGUAAUACCUGGUUCACAUAAUCGAUUUCAUGAAUUACUUUCCAUUUGGAAAAAAACAGGAAAUAAUUCUAAAAUUCCUCUAUAUCAUGAAAUAUUACAAGAAGGAUAUGGUUUAUUAAUUCAUGCACAACCAGGUGAUUUAUUAUUAUGGGACUCUCGUACUGUUCAUUGCAAUACUCCUUCAUUUGUUACACCACAACCACUUAACAAUGGUGAAAGAACUGAUUUAUUGAGAAUGGUCAGUUAUAUUUGUAUGACACCAUUGGCAUUUGCAGAAAAUCCAGAUGAAUUAAUUGAUCGUCGAUUGAAUGCAUUUCGUUAUCGAUUAACAACAUCACAUUGGCCACAUGAGUUUCAAUUAAUGGGCGGAGAGAUUUCAAGAGGUGAAAAUAGUAUUCAAUUGACAGAUUAUCAGAGAAAUCUCAUUUUAGGAAUUGAUCAAUAA
This is a messenger RNA of Rotaria sordida, 1065 nucleotides long. The record is from the annotation of a GenBank genome assembly. NCBI's taxonomy places the organism in Eukaryota, Metazoa, Rotifera, Eurotatoria, Philodinida, Philodinidae.